AAGUACGUAGAUGGCUGUAUAAUAGGUUUCGACUGGUCGAUAGAUUGUAACUAUUUAGUGCAGUUGAGGAGUUUAAUGGCAAGUGGUUUGUAGUUGGACUAUCUUCUUUUGGUAAUGUAAUACAAGUAAAAUUUAAAUACUAGAACUGCAAUCCUACACAUGGGUGGGCCAAAGAAGACCAAAAAAGAUGACAAUAGCAAGAAAUGGAAGAAGCGCAAAAGAGAUGAUGAUGAGUAUGUGUAUGCAGAAGAAGAACUAGUCGAUGUUGGUGAUGGAGGAAUUCCUAAUGCUGCUAAGAAAAACGUUGAAUCUGAAGAUCAGGGUGCUGCAGAAGAUGAGUAUGGAGCCAAAGAUUAUCGGUCGCAAAUGAUUCUGAAGACUGACCAUGAGUCACGGCCCCUAUGGGUGGCUCCAAAUGGACAUAUAUUCUUGGAGUCAUUUUCUCCAGUGUACAAGCAUGCCCAUGACUUCCUGAUAGCAAUAUCUGAACCUGUUUGUCGCCCAGAGCAUAUUCAUGAGUACAAGCUGACGGCUUAUUCUUUAUAUGCUGCUGUCAGUGUGGGCCUCCAGACUCAUGACAUCAUUGAAUACCUCAAGAGACUUAGUAAAACAAGUAUUCCAGAUGGCAUCGUAGAGUUCAUAAAACUGUGUACCCUGUCGUAUGGGAAGGUGAAACUGGUGUUGAAACAUAAUCAGUACUUUGUAGAGUCACCCCAUCCUGAAGUGCUCCAGAAGAUGCUGAAGGACCCUGUGAUACAGGAGUGUAGAUUACGGAGGAACAUUGACACUACAGAUGGCUCUGCAGGAAACCCAGAUGACUUUAUUACUCAGGUUCAGGAUAAAAAAGGUGUUCUCCAGUUUGGUACCAAACAGGGAAUCUCUAGUGGUGUUGUACCAAAAGAGCAUGGAAAUGUUGCACCUGGUGACCAAACUGACAAUAAGCCAGCGGAAGCUACCGUACCAGAAGAUAUCACUAAUUUCUAUGACAAGAUAGACAAAGAGGAUGAAGAUGACGAAGAGGAAGCAGUCCUCAAGACAGUCUCGUUUGAAGUCAAUCAGGAGAAGAUUGAAGUUCUCCAGAAGCGAUGCAUUGAGUUGGAGCACCCUCUGUUAGCAGAAUACGACUUCAGGAAUGACACGGUCAACCCUGAUAUCAACAUUGAUCUGAAACCAUCUGCUGUAUUGCGACCAUACCAAGAAAAGAGUUUACGGAAAAUGUUUGGAAAUGGCCGAGCAAGAUCCGGAGUUAUCGUCCUUCCUUGCGGUGCUGGAAAGAGUUUGGUUGGUGUUACUGCUUGCUGUACGGUGCGCAAACGAGCUUUAGUUCUCUGCAACUCUGGUGUGUCCGUUGAACAGUGGAAACAGCAGUUCAAGAUGUGGUCGACAGCGGAUGACAGCAUGAUCUGUCGAUUUACUUCUGAAGCCAAGGACAAACCAAUGGGAUGUGGAAUUCUGGUCACCACAUAUUCAAUGAUCACACAUACUCAAAAACGAUCUUGGGAAGCAGAGCAGACAAUGAACUGGUUGAAGGACCAGGAAUGGGGAAUCAUGGUUCUUGAUGAGGUGCAUACAAUUCCAGCCAAAAUGUUCCGGCGUGUGUUAACGAUAGUACAGUCACACUGUAAGCUAGGUCUUACUGCCACUCUGCUCAGAGAGGAUGAUAAGAUUGCCGACCUCAACUUCCUUAUUGGACCAAAAUUGUAUGAAGCCAAUUGGUUGGAGCUUCAGAAGCGUGGGUUUAUUGCAAGGGUGCAAUGUGCAGAGGUCUGGUGUCCCAUGACCCCAGAGUUUUACAGGGAAUACCUCAUGUGCAGGACAAGCAAGAAACUGCUGUUGUAUGUGAUGAACCCCAGCAAGUUUCGCAGCACGCAGUAUUUGAUACGCUAUCAUGAGAGACGUGGUGACAAAACCAUUGUUUUCUCUGACAAUGUGUUUGCCCUGAAACACUAUGCCAUUAAGAUGAACAAGCCUUACAUCUAUGGUCCAACUUCUCAGAAUGAGAGGAUUCAGAUUCUGCAGAACUUCAAGUUCAAUCCAAAAGUAAACACUAUCUUUGUCAGCAAAGUUGCUGACACAUCAUUUGACUUGCCAGAAGCCAAUGUUCUGAUCCAGAUAUCUUCCCAUGGUGGCUCACGAAGGCAGGAAGCUCAGAGAUUGGGUAGAAUUCUUCGAGCAAAGAAAGGGGCUAUUGCUGAGGAAUAUAAUGCAUUCUUCUACACUUUGGUGUCUCAGGACACAAUGGAAAUGAGUUACUCGCGGAAGAGACAGAGGUUCCUUGUCAAUCAGGGCUACAGCUACAAAGUGAUCACCAAACUGGCAGGCAUGGAUGAGGAACCUGAUUUGUUUUACAAAACGAGGGAGGAACAGAGUCAGUUGCUGCAGCAGGUACUUGCAGCUAGUGAUGUGGAUGCAGAUGAGGAAAGAAUUCCAGGCGAAGGACCUCGUACAGGACCUGCAGUUCAUCGCCGAGUUGGCAACAUGAGUUCUAUGUCUGGGGCUGAUGACGCUGUUUAUUUGGAGUACAAGAAGACAGCAUUUUCCAAUAUCAAGCACCCACUGUUCAAGAAGUUCAGAACAUGAUAGAAAGAUAUAGUUUAAGGUGUUGCUGAAAUUAUGUGUUAUAGCUAUUUACAUGAUAGAAACAAAUCAAAGGCAUCUAUAAAUCAUAUUAAACAUGUAAAUGCACUCUGUGGGAAACAGAAUUACUGGAUGAUAGAACAUUGGUACAUAUGGAUGCCAUUGAGUUUCAAAGGGUUGGUGAAGAAGAGCAUUAGUAGUUAGUAAACAAGUUAAAAAUGCGUUGUUCUGAUCUGUGAGACUCUUAAAUAAAAUGUUUCGUUAGUCCUUCCUCUUUUAUGUAAUGAUGUAGAGCUCUCCACUUUUUGCUUACAUUUUGGAUUGUUCCAGUGAGACACCCUUUGCUUCAAACGUUUCUGGUGGUCAUGUUAAGAAUGCUUGCUUUCCUAUUCUAUAUUUUGAAUUGUACAUAUUUGAGUAAAAGAGUAAAAAUGUACAUGUUGUUACACAAAACAUGUCCUAAACUGUAAGUGAAAGAUUUGCCUUGGAUUUGUGUCGUACUGUAUUUAUAGUAUGAUGUAUUGUAAAUAGUAUGUAUACAGUUUGAGAAUGAAAUGAAAUAAACUGUUGAAAACGUA
Zootermopsis nevadensis is the source of this 3155-nucleotide messenger RNA. RefSeq names its product ATP-dependent DNA helicase hay (gene hay). Gene Ontology annotation, molecular function: 3'-5' DNA helicase activity; hydrolase activity; ATP binding. Lineage: Eukaryota; Metazoa; Arthropoda; Insecta; Blattodea; Termopsidae. Gene Ontology annotation, cellular component: transcription preinitiation complex; transcription factor TFIIH holo complex; nucleotide-excision repair factor 3 complex. The record is from RefSeq and is a predicted model, not a curated record. Gene Ontology annotation, biological process: transcription initiation at RNA polymerase II promoter; nucleotide-excision repair.